Rhizoctonia solani is the source of this 1182-nucleotide messenger RNA. Its product is annotated as Retrotransposon-derived protein PEG10. The record is from RefSeq and is a predicted model, not a curated record. The coding region runs from base 1 to 1182 and encodes 393 amino acids. NCBI's taxonomy places the organism in Eukaryota, Fungi, Basidiomycota, Agaricomycetes, Cantharellales, Ceratobasidiaceae. The transcript has a single exon. Gene Ontology annotation, molecular function: zinc ion binding; nucleic acid binding.
AUGGAACCAGAGCCGUCCCCUACCGCUCUCCUCAAGGCUAUCACAGCCCUCACCGCCACAGUUGGGUCCCUGCAGGAUCAAAUUUGCGCCCAAAGCCAGCAAAUCACUGAACUUAGGGCCAUAUGCAAGGAAACCGCAGACCUCCUUGGGGAUAAAGACCAAGGAGCACCCAAAGCCCAGCCUGGCCCAUCGACUGGGCCUGUCACUCCUCCCACACACUUGGGAGGAGAAACCCACACUCCAGGCACGGCUAGGCCUGGACUCAAGGACCCCUUCCGCCCAUCAAGGGGUACAGGGUUUGACUCAGAAGAAGAAGAGGAACCCAGGCAAGCUCCCAAAAAAGAGCCUCGCGGAACGCCUAGGAGCCUAAGCUCCCUCACCCCCUUUGACGCAGGAUCCAGCGCUAAACAACCCAAAAUGGACCUCCCGGACCCUUACAAGGGUGAUAUUAGGGGCCGCAAAGCCACCCAAUGGCUGGACCAAAUGCUUCUCUGGGCCGCCCUGCAUAGGGAACAAUUUGAUGAGGAAGAGCAAAUGGUGGUAUGGAUAUUAUACCAUAUGACCGACAAGGCUGCCGAUUGGGCUCUCCCCAUCAUUGGGACCAUUAUCAAGGGCAAAGGACAACCCCCGACCACCAUUUUGGCCUUAACGGCCAAAUUCAAAGAAGCUUUUGCUGAUCCAGACGCAAAGAGGGCGGCUGCCAGGAAGAUUGCUGCGUUAGUUCAGACCACAACCACGUCUGAAUACGUCACAGAGUUCCGCAAUCUCAUAGCAGAACUAGAUUGGAACAAGGAGGCGUAUAUUGCCCAGUUCACACGCGGCCUCCACUGGAAGGUCAAGGAGCUCCUGUCCACCAAGGACAACAUCCCCAAUGAGUUAGAGGCUAUAUUUGCCGCCUCCAUUAAAAUUGAUAAUACUCGUUGGGAAAAUGAGGAGAACCAACCUAAAAAGGCACCGGCCAAAUCCCCCGUCACUACUACUUCCACCACCACCACAAGGGUCCGCCUAUCCGAGGACCCCAACUAUGUCACCCCGGAAGAAAGGGAUUGCCGCCGUGCGUCAGGCCUUUGUGUUAAGUGCGGCCAAAAAGGACAUGGGAUCAAGCAGUGCCCCAAUGGCUGGAAAGCCACAAUCAAGGAAGUUGCCAAGAUAGGAGAAGCCGUUGAGUCGGAAAAAGAAUAA